UCAGUUGCAUCUGCCCGAGUAGCAAGCGCACGUUUGAUUUUCAGAUUUUCAUCCUUCUACAGUGUAGACAUCUAAAGCUAUCCAAGAUGCUUAUGUCGAAGAAGGAUCGUUUGGGUAUCUUUGAGUACCUCUUCAAGGAAGGUGUGAUGGUGGCGAAAAAGGAUUUCCACGAACCAAAGCACCCACAACUGGAGGCUAUUAGCAACCUCCAUGUUAUUAAGACCAUGCAGUCCUUAAAGAGCCGAGGGUUGGUAAACGAACAGUUCGCCUGGAGGCACUACUACUGGUACCUCAACAACGAAGGUAUCAACUACCUCAGGACCAUCCUCCAUCUUCCCCCAGAGAUUGUUCCCGCAACUCUGAAGAGUCGGACAAGGACUGAGGCUGCAAGACCACGCGUCUCGGCACCCAAGUCUGACUCUGCCAAAAUGACCGAAGUGGAUCGUGCAGAUUACAGAAAGGGACCUGGCGCUCUUGACAAGAAGGCUGAAGUUGGCGCUGGAGCUGCCAACAUUGAUUUCCGCGGAUUUGGACGUGGACGAGGUGCUCCUCCCCCACAGUAAUCCAUUCUACUUAAUUUUUAUAUUUAUUAAGAAUUUUAAAAUGUAUUUUGUAUUGUACAGUGUUUCUUUAUUAAUUAAAAGAAAUGCAACAAAUGCACCAGUUGCAUAAACCCUAAGUGUUCGAAGCCGCCAACAGAUGGCGCCACCGUAGACUUUGGCUUUUAAGGCACUUCCGCUGCGAUUUUAGACUCAAUCUAGCUACUGUGCAUUCUUCAAUUAAUUUGCUUUAUUUUUUUGACGUGCUGAAAACCAAAAUCGGUUCA
Cloeon dipterum is the source of this 826-nucleotide messenger RNA. RefSeq names its product small ribosomal subunit protein eS10-like. Gene Ontology annotation, cellular component: cytosolic small ribosomal subunit. Gene Ontology annotation, molecular function: structural constituent of ribosome; RNA binding. The coding region runs from base 87 to 563 and encodes 158 amino acids. The record is from RefSeq and is a predicted model, not a curated record. The transcript has 5 exons. Lineage: Eukaryota; Metazoa; Arthropoda; Insecta; Ephemeroptera; Baetidae.